Pseudogymnoascus verrucosus is the source of this 711-nucleotide messenger RNA. RefSeq names its product Mitochondrial inner membrane organizing system component (gene MIC10). Lineage: Eukaryota; Fungi; Ascomycota; Leotiomycetes; Thelebolales; Thelebolaceae. The transcript has 4 exons. Bases 211 to 483 code for a protein of 90 amino acids. The record is from RefSeq and is a predicted model, not a curated record. Gene Ontology annotation, cellular component: MICOS complex; mitochondrion; mitochondrial inner membrane.
UAAAGUUGGGGCUACUGUAGAAAUAAUCCUGGGUACAAGGUAUUACGUUCUUCAGAGUCUGGGUUAUAUGAAAGAGGCGAUAUAUUUCACCGCCCGGGAUGAAGCUCGUGUGAACCAAGGAAUAUCGGAGCCGAAACAAUGAGGUAGCUUUGCCAGCCAAAAAUCGUCAACUACAAGACUCGUCCCCCAGAGCCACACGACGCCGCGAAAAUGCCAGAGACCUCGAUCCCCCCGCCACCAGUGGUCACGCGUCCCAACAGGCCCGUCUCCGAGACGCUGCUGAAUGAGAAGUGGGACCGCUGUCUCUCGUCUCUUCUCAUCCGCUCGUCCCUCGGCCUGUCCUUCGGCGUCGUCUUCUCCGUCCUCAUCUUCAAGCGCCGCGCGUGGCCUGCUUUCGUCGGCUUGGGCUUUGGUGCCGGAAGGGCGUACGAGGAAUGCAACUCGAGCUUUAUCAGGGCGGGAAAGGGACAGUCUAGGUCAUAAACGAUUCAUCGGAGGGAAUGAUGGGGGUGUGUUUGUUUGAUACGAAGAAUUGAGGAUCGAAUACAAAAUAGGAUUGGAGUGGGGGAAUUGUACAAGUACAAACCGAGAGCGACAGAUAUAGAUCGAGACAUACAGCAAAUAAGAUGGUGGUUGUCCAUUUCCUGUGUCUUUUGUCUACGCGACCAGUGAGCCCAAGAGGAGAUAUAACAUCAUUUUUCAUUGUUACGG